AAGGUCACACACUCUGGGAGAGCGGAAACUUCGCUCGGUGUUUUCUGCCACAGGAUGUUUUCCCUCUGAGGAGGGUGUGCUCUGCUCAGUCGCCGCAGCGCCGUGGGAGUGCUUCACGUCGAGGACGCGCUCGAGAACGUAGGCACGGAACCAGAGGGUUUUGAUCGCACCGGAGGAGCGCGUCUCGCUUCGCCGCAGUCGCGCCCUCGAACCCAACGUCAUCCAUCCGAGGCAGCGAUGGUGCGAUGAGGGACGGCCUCGAGGCGCUUCAUUCCGCCGGCGGCACGUUCACUCGGGUUGUGAGUGCAGUCAAGAUGGGUCUCUGCUGGAGGUUCGUGGUCCUCCUGUGCUGCUCGGUGUCCGAGGCCGCUCUGUCUCACGGCACCUGCGUCUGCAAAGGGACGCUGGAAGCCGUCCGCGAAGCCGGCGGGGAGGUGCACGUGCCGUGCCCGAACGUGGACGGCGAGAUCAAGGCAUUCGACCUCUUUAAGGACGAUGCGCUAAUGUCCACCACCCAAUGCAAUAAAACCUCUGAUGGCACUGGCCUGGACUGCACACAAUCAAAAGACAAUGUGAUUAUGCAUGAAACACAACCUCUGUCCAUCAGCUUCGUCCUCACUAACCACAGCCAAGGAAUCUACAAAUGUAAGGGGAAAGUCAUUUUUCCUCCUCCCUAUAAAAAGAUACCCAGUGAAGUACAGGUCCAUGUUGUAGAACUCCAGUACAAGACUGAUCAAAAUCGAAAACCGGAAUUGCCCUGGAUUUGGAUUGUGGCUGUUUCCGUCUUCAUUAUCUACAGUGUAACUCUCACCAUCAUUGCUCUUGUCUAUUGGAGGAAGCUGAAGACGUUGGACUCCCAGAGCGACUACAUGAACACCAAACCCAGAGCUCCACGGGGCUUCAAGAAGAGAGGCGUCCAGAACCCCAUGCCUCGAUACAUCUGAUGGCCACGCGCCAUCGGCCCUUUUGCACAGCUCUCCCCAGUAGCUUAGACGUAAACAGAAGGGGCUCCCCGUCGUAGCUUAGAGAGUAAUUGGACUGGUGGUGAAACGUUUCUACUAAAAAGAAGAGGUCCAGUUGACGAGACUCAACCUUCAAACAACUUCACUUGGAAGACUGAGAAUUUUCAGAGAAUACUAUUAAUUUGUGUGCGGUUUAGUUAAGUCCAUGUUUUGUGUUUACACAGCGGAAGUAGCAGUUCAUUUAAUAAAAAAAGUUGUGGCUUUAUAAAAAUAAAUUAAAAAAAUUGAUUUCUGG
This is a messenger RNA of Betta splendens (Siamese fighting fish), 1257 nucleotides long. RefSeq lists its product as uncharacterized. Gene Ontology annotation, biological process: T cell receptor signaling pathway; regulation of T cell proliferation. Gene Ontology annotation, cellular component: external side of plasma membrane. The transcript has 4 exons. The record is from RefSeq and is a predicted model, not a curated record. NCBI's taxonomy places the organism in Eukaryota, Metazoa, Chordata, Actinopteri, Anabantiformes, Osphronemidae. The coding region runs from base 246 to 944 and encodes 232 amino acids.